Messenger RNA from Marchantia polymorpha subsp. ruderalis, 2443 nucleotides. The record is from the annotation of a GenBank genome assembly. NCBI's taxonomy places the organism in Eukaryota, Viridiplantae, Streptophyta, Marchantiopsida, Marchantiales, Marchantiaceae.
CGCUCGCAGCUCAAACGGAGUCCUGCUGUUCAAAGAGGGAGAGACAUGGGGCGCUCUAGGUGCAAGACGCUGCUGAUCGUAGCUCUGCUGAGCAUCGUUGCUCUGCAGUUGUGGGCCUCUGUCGAAGCCCGUGACGAAGAAUAUGACGAACUGAACUUCCAAGGCUUGUCAGGCUCCAGCGGCAAUGACGGCAAGAGUAGCGACGGCAAGGACAGCAGUGAUGGCAAGGACGGCAGUGACGGCAAGGACAAAGGCGAUGGCAAGGACGGCAGCGAUGGCAAGGACAAAGGCGACGGCAAAGACGUCAGUGAUGGCAAGGACAAAGGUGAUGGCAAAGACGGCAGUGACGGCAAGGACAAAGGCGACGGCAAGGACGGCAGUGACGGCAAAGACAAAGGUGAUGACAAAGACGGCAGUGACGGCAAAGACAAAGGCGACGGCAAGGACGGCAGUGACGGCAAGGACGGCAGUGACGGCAAGGACAAAGGCGACGGCAAAGACGUCAGUGAUGGCAAGGACAAAGGUGAUGGCAAAGACGGCAGUGACGGCAAGGACAAAGGCGACGGCAAGGAUGGCAGUGACGGCAAAGACAAAGGUGAUGACAAAGACGGCAGUGACGGCAAAGACAAAGGCGACGGCAAGGACGGCAGUGACGGCAAGGACAAAGGCGACGGCAAAGACAAAGAUGAUGGGAAGGACAAAGGCGACGGCAAGGACGGCAAAGACGAUGACGACAAGGAUUGCAGUUCAACGGGAUACAAGGGCCGCAACCCCUGCAAGAACAAGUCUCCUCCUCCUGCAAAAUCUCCUCCUCCCCAGACUCCCAAGUCUCCACCACCUCCGAAGAAAUCUCCCCCUCCUUCAUACACACCUCAGUCGCCACCACCACCGGCUAAAUCGCCACCUCCUCCCGUGGUUGUGAAGUCCCCCCCUCCACCUGUGAAAUCUCCUCCUCCUCCAGUUGUUGUGAAAUCUCCCCCUCCUCCAGCGAAAUCUCCUCCUCCUCCAGUUGUUGUGAAAUCUCCCCCUCCUCCAGCGAAAUCUCCUCCUCCUCCAGUUGUUGUGAAAUCUCCCCCUCCCCCAGCGAAAUCUCCUCCUCCUCCCUACGUCCCGAGCUCUCCACCACCUCCAGUGAAAUCUCCUCCCCCUCCAGUUGUCGUGAAAUCUCCCCCUCCCCCAGCGAAAUCUCCUCCUCCUCCCUACGUCCCGAGCUCUCCACCACCUCCAGUGAAGUCUCCUCCCCCUCCAGUUGUCGUGAAAUCUCCCCCUCCUCCAGCGAAGUCUCCUCCUCCUCCCUACGUCCAGAGCUCUCCACCACCUCCAGUGAAAUCUCCUCCCCCUCCAGUUGUCGUGAAAUCUCCCCCUCCUCCAGCGAAGUCUCCUCCUCCUCCCUACGUCCCGAGCUCUCCACCACCUCCAGUGAAAUCUCCUCCCCCUCCAGUCGUCGUGAAAUCUCCCCCUCCUCCAGCGAAGUCUCCUCCUCCUCCCUACGUCCCGAGCUCUCCACCACCUCCAGUGAAAUCUCCUCCCCCUCCAGUCGUCGUGAAAUCUCCCCCUCCUCCAGCGAAGUCUCCUCCUCCUCCCUACGUCCCGAGCUCUCCACCACCUCCAGUGAAAUCUCCUCCCCCUCCAGUUGUCGUGAAAUCUCCCCCUCCUCCAGCGAAGUCUCCUCCUCCUCCCUACGUCCCGAAUUCUCCACCACCUCCAGUGAAAUCUCCUCCCCCUCCAGUUGUUGUGAAAUCUCCCCCUCCUCCAGCGAAGUCUCCUCCUCCUCCCUACGUCCCGAAUUCUCCUCCACCUCCAGUGAAAGCUCCUCCUCCUCCCGUUGUUGUGAAGUCUCCCCCUCCUCCAGCGAAAUCUCCCCCUCCUCCAUACGUACACAGUUCUCCACCACCUCCAGUGAAGUCUCCUCCCCCUCCAGUUGUUGUGAAAUCUCCCCCUCCUCCAGCGAAGUCUCCUCCUCCGUACGGUCACAAGUCUCCACCACCUUCAGCAAAAUCUCCUCCCCCAGUGGUUGUCAAGUCCCCUCCACCUGCGGGCAAGUCUCCCCCACCAUACAAAAGCCCACAUUGGUAGAGGCUACUUGUGCUCGGGUCUGAGAGCAUUCGUCGAUAUAACAGAUCAAUCGACGACAUCAUACCGGCACUGUUUGUGAUCCGUGAAUGGCAGAUCAUACCAGCGCCGCCCUCAUGACUCGUGAAUCAAAAUGGUGGUGUGCUUUGUAGGAUUUAGAAGUAGAUCAAAUCUCUGUGCUCUGAGCGUGACUACGUUCCUGGCGAAGGCCAAUUUUACUUCCUGUCAUGCACAGUAGUUUAGCUCCUUAGGGGAUUCUAGAGUCGGUCCUGAUAGCACAUGCAGAGUGAAUGAAAACGUCCAAACGUGUUCAUCUCUUCAUUUCAGAACCUCUUGUGUACAAUCUUCAAUAUCAAUAUGAUCAAGGUUU